AUGACUACCGCCCAUCGUCCCACCUUCGACCCAGCACGCGGCAAAGAAGCUGCUCGUGGCGAGGCAUACCAUCAACGACUACUUCCUGCACACAAAACCCUCAAAUACCGGCAGCCGUUACAAGGCAAUCCGGAACAACAGGCGAGGAGGGAUCUGAAAGCGGAAUUGCUACGAAGUGAGGCGAAAGCACAAGCGAAGAAGGAAGGGAGGGAGCUGGACGACGAUGAAGAUAUCAAGGACUCCGCGUUACGAAUGAAAAGCGGCGCCGACGACGAGGUAGAAAGCGGUGUCAAGCGCAAACUCGCCGAGACAUCUACCGGCGACGCAGAAGCAGAAGAAAAAGAAGACUACGAGGCCAAAAAACGCCGCAUCCUAGCCGAAACAAAAGACAUCGAUGCCGACUCCGAUGCCGCCUCCGAAGCCAGCUCAGAGGAAUCAGAUUCCGACGAUGACGAAGAAGACGAAACGGCCCAACUAAUGGCCGAACUCGCCAAGAUCAAAGCCGAGCGCGCCGAAGCUGCUGCGAAAGCUGCGGCGGAACAGGCGAGGAAGGAUGAGGUGCAGCGGGAGAAGGAUAUUGCGUUGGGCAAUCCGCUUCUUAAUGGUGGGAGUGGGAGUGGUGGUGGAGGAGCGGAGUAUGGGGUCAAGAGGCGUUGGGACGAUGAUGUGGUGUUUAGGAAUCAGGGACGCGGGACGGAGGAGAGGGGGAAGGAGAAGAGGUUUGUGAAUGAUUUGUUGAGGAGUGACUUCCAUCGGCGGUUUAUGGAUAAACUCGCCAAAAGACUACUCACUUUCUGGUACUCGUCCCGUAUCGUUGAUCUCCUGCCCGGUAAGCCCAUUCUCGUGAAGACGUUCAACCUCACUGGUGGCCAUGUUGUAUGGUUCUACUCACGGUCAGGAACAUCGACAACCUCCUAG
This is a messenger RNA of Recurvomyces mirabilis, 918 nucleotides long. RefSeq names its product complexed with cef1p (gene CWC15). Gene Ontology annotation, molecular function: RNA binding. Bases 1 to 918 code for a protein of 305 amino acids. The record is from RefSeq and is a predicted model, not a curated record. Gene Ontology annotation, biological process: mRNA cis splicing, via spliceosome. The transcript has 2 exons. NCBI's taxonomy places the organism in Eukaryota, Fungi, Ascomycota, Dothideomycetes, Mycosphaerellales, Teratosphaeriaceae. Gene Ontology annotation, cellular component: catalytic step 2 spliceosome.